AUGCUGAAAAUCUAUAUCAUGGAAAAAAAUAUUAAAUUAUUAUUUUUUAAUAUUUCAGCGUUUAUAUUUUUAACAUGGUUAUUCCAUUUUAGCAUUGAUAAUAGCACGCUUAACAAAUUUUUAAAAGAUAACUCUAAUAAUGAUAGUAAAUUAGAUGGAAAACAUUAUCGAUUAUUAGUAAUACAUAAAGAAGAAAGUGAUUCAAAUAUACUAGGGUUAAAACAAGACAUGUCAAAUAAUAGAGUGAAAGAAAAAAAAUAUUUAUCUAAUAAUGAAGGUGAAACCCCAGAAAAAAAGAAGCAUUUAUAUAAAAGUUCAUCAAAGAGUAUAAAAGAUCAUAGGAAUGCUAUGAAAAAAGAAGCUAAUAUAUUUGAAACAAAAAAAUAUUCCUGUAUUGAAAAAAGAAUAUUUAAAGAACUUGAUUUUGAAGAUUUUCUUAAAAGAAACAAAAUGAUUAGUAAUAAGAUUUACAAAAAAAUAAUGUACAAAAAGCUAGCAUUGCGAAUUGCUUUACCUUUAUUAUUGUUCUUGUUGUUAUUAACUGUGCUCAUAACAGAUUUUACAUGGGGAUUAAUAACUAAAACAACAGGGCUGUGGGAUGUAUUAGGAUUAUCGGAAAUUCUAAAAGGUUGGGCAGAAUGUAGUGAGGGUUGUUGGUUGAAGACAAUGUUAGAAUGGUUAAAAAAUAAUUCAUCAUGGUUUUGGAAGCAUAAUUCAAUUUUUGGUGAAGUUACGCAUACAGGUUGUACUGCAACAGAUGUUAGUACAGGUUGCAUAUUAGGACAGUUAUUUGGUAUUAUAAUAUAUGUUAUACCUUUCAUUUUAUUAGCUAUCACAGUUAUAUCAGGAAUUAUCUAUUACCAUAAAAAAGUUAAAAAAUAUGAAAAAAUUAAAUUCAGGAAAAGAUAA
Messenger RNA from Plasmodium malariae, 909 nucleotides. Its product is annotated as fam-l protein. The coding region runs from base 1 to 909 and encodes 302 amino acids. The transcript has 2 exons. The record is from RefSeq and is a predicted model, not a curated record. NCBI's taxonomy places the organism in Eukaryota, Apicomplexa, Aconoidasida, Haemosporida, Plasmodiidae.